AUGCUUGAGGUGCUUAUAAGCGGGUGUCGCGAGGAUUGGCGGCUCAGUUCGAUCCAAUCGCCAAUGUUGGAAGACAGUAACGGCACGCCAGUCGACGAGUUCGAUUGCAGCGACAUGGACGCCUGCUAUGAAACAUUUGACAAAGAUGGGGACGGGAAGCUAAGCCUGGAUGAAUUCCGUGUGAUCUGCAAGGCCCUGUUCCGUAACGACAAGGGCCACAUCUACCCACUGUCCGAAGAAAGGGCGCGCCAUAUCUUCCAGGUGUUUGAUAAGAAUGGAGACGGGUUCAUUGAUAAGGAGGAGUUCACAUUCUGCUGGAACCAUUGGAUUAAAGUUAUCGUGCGACCAGUGAGUGCGUUCCUGAUAGUGGACGUGCAGAACGACUUCAUCUCCGGCACCCUCAACAUCAGCAAGUGCAACGCGCAACAGGAUGGCAGUGAGGUGAUAGAACCAAUCAACAGACUGCUGGACACGGUGCCGUUCGACGCUGUGUUCUACUCCCUGGACUGGCAUCCACCUGAUCACGUCUCCUUCAUCGACAACGUACACAUGAGGGAACUGCAUCCGUCCAACCCGGUGCCAGCAGACAAAGCGCAGGCGUACGACACGGUUGUGUUCGCAGGUCCACCGCCCAUGAAGCAGAGACUGUGGCCGCGACACUGCGUGCAGGACACAUGGGGCGCUGAGCUGCAUAAGGACCUCAAGAUAAUGGACGGCGCAGUAAAGAUCUACAAAGGCACCAACCCCGAGGUGGACUCUUACUCUGUAUUCUGGGAUAACAAGAAGCUGACGGACACCAGUCUGGGGAACCAGCUGCGACUGAGGGGCGCCACUGAUAUAUACAUCUGUGGACUGGCUUAUGAUGUGUGCGUGGGAGCAACGAUAGCAGACGCCCUAGCCAUCGGUUACCGCUCGAUCCUGAUAGAGGACGCCAGUCGCGGCGUGGACCUCGCUGACAUCGAGAAGACCAAGGCAACCAUCGUCAACAACAAUGGAGUCAUCGUCAACUCUGAUGAGGUCAUAGCCAUGGUGGAAGGCCGCGACAGGCGACCGGAGUUAGGCUACAAACUAGCCAUGGAGCUUAAGAACGCAAUGGAAGAUAAGUGA
Messenger RNA from Spodoptera littoralis (African cotton leafworm), 1107 nucleotides. The record is from the annotation of a GenBank genome assembly. Lineage: Eukaryota; Metazoa; Arthropoda; Insecta; Lepidoptera; Noctuidae.